Molecule: messenger RNA, 1123 nt
Organism: Cyprinodon tularosa
Lineage: Eukaryota; Metazoa; Chordata; Actinopteri; Cyprinodontiformes; Cyprinodontidae
Gene: arv1
Product: ARV1 homolog, fatty acid homeostasis modulator
Exons: 5
Coding region: 225-962 (245 amino acids)
Biological process (GO): regulation of plasma membrane sterol distribution; sphingolipid metabolic process; intracellular sterol transport
Cellular component (GO): cortical endoplasmic reticulum; Golgi apparatus
Source: RefSeq, a predicted model, not a curated record
UGAACCGUUGAGCAGGACGUGGCAAACUACAGAAGCAGCGAUAGAGAGGCGGUUUACCGCAGUCUGCAGCGUAGUCCUCCCACUCGGACAGCGAACUGCAUCCCUGCUUGUGGAGCUCGUUGUUGAACAGCGUGAGCGUGGAGAAGAACUCCGUGGAGAUGAUUCCGCCGCACAGGUAGAGCAGAGAGAGCGCUGCCACAGCAACAGCCCGGCUGACAGGGGCCAUGUUCGGCUACAUGAGUGACGGAAGCUGCUGCAGUCAGAAGCCCCGCAGUCACAGAACUCAUCGAAACUACAACAACCGAGCACCCCUGCUGUGCGUCAAACCCGGCUUUCCGGAGUCCUGUCAGAAACCAGUGGAUAAAUACAUCGAAUAUGAUCCAGUUAUUAUUCUCAUCGAUGCCAUCUUGUGCAAAGCUCAGGCUUUCAGGCACAUUUUAUUUAACACAAGCUUAAAUAUCCACUGGAAGUUGUGUGUGUUCUGUCUGCUGUGUGAGGCCUACCUCAGGUGGUCUGCGCUCCACGGCUCUGAGCGGAGCAGCGACCCCGCCGACAUAAUCCGCUACACCAAGGAAUGGGAGUUUUAUGGCAAGUUUGGAUUGGCAGCCCUCGAGCUGAUGGCGUUCUGCAUCGGCGUCCUGUCCUUCCUCUCGCUGUGGAUGUCCUGUCUGCACGGAGGGGGCGUAGAGUUCAGGCCGCUCCUCAGGGGCUUGCUGCUGUCCUGCUACGGUAAAGUCCUCCUCAUCCCAGUCGUCAUCUGGGAGCAUGACUACUCCCCGCUCUGCCUCGGCCUCAUCAGACUGUUCGUGCUCACCUCCAACUCGCAGGCUAUCAGAGUGAUCUUGAACUGCAGCAGGCGUCUGUCACUGGCGGCUGUUUGCUUUGGCCUCUUGUCAGAAACUCUCAUCGCUCAGGCCUGCAGGAACCUCCCAUGGAGCAUUCAGGACCUGUGGACAUCAUAAUCAUUGCCAAAGCAGGGAUGGAUUCCCCACUACUGAUACCAAGCUAAUGAACCUGAGCUCGGAUUAUAUUUGUAUACAUUGAACUUCUUUGAAAAAUCAGAAACACAAUGACUCAUUUGUCCUGUUUGUUUUCUCUCCUCUUCAUUCAACAAAAAAAAAAA